ACGAGGCUACUUUACAGACAUGAAUGCGUCGCAAAUGUUUGAUAUAUUAUAAAGCAUUGACACAUUGCAGCUGUAAUUGCCGUCGGCAAAAUGCCUGACUUUUUCGGCGACUUCUAAAGGUUGUUCAGAGCAGUUUUUAGAUCCUCGGGCCGUCGUAGUUCGCCCCAAGAUCUUUGGAAAUCAUGGAGAAAGUGGAGGUGUAUGAAGUGGUGAAAGUCACUGAGGAGGUGGAGAGCUGCUACAACCAAAUGGAGGUGACUACUCCAAAAAAGAGGAAGAGCAAAGCUCAAGAAGACACUGUUGAGAAACCUAAGAAGCCUAGGUCUGCCUACCUGCUAUACUACUUUGACGUUCACCAGAUUAUGCAACAGGAAAUACCUAAUCUGCCACAGUCAGAGAUCAACAAGCGCAUCAGCGAGAGCUGGAAAAGGCUCAGUGUGGCUGAGAAAGCCUACUAUCUGGAGAAGGCCAAGUCUGAGAAAGAGGGCACAGAUACAUCUUCACUCAGCCCCUCCAAAGAACUGCCAGGUUUCCGCAAGAUCCUCCCCAGAGCCAGCUACUUUCUCUUGUCCAAAGGCUGCUCCUCAAAUCACCAGCCAGAAGGCUCUCAGUCAGAGGUGAGCAUGGAGUCUCUGGACCCUUCAGCUGAAGGAGGCUUGCCCUCAGUCUCCCCCUCCCAAGAGCCCCAGUUCACACCUCUGGGGUUGGCCGGUGAGGUGGAACUUUCUGAGCUGCCCAUCGUUGUUGACGACAUGGCAGAGGAAAUGGCAGUGGUGUCUCGUCCCAUGGCCCUCCAAGCAAUCUCAUCCUCCUCUUCCUCCUUUGUCUCGUCCAAAGCACCAGCGUCUACAGACGUCCAGGGCUCUGCUGACCUCACAGCAAAUGGGGUCACACUGAAAGGAAAUGAGACAAGAGGUGCUGACAGCAGUUAUGGCAGGGUGAUGGUGCAGCAAAUACAGGGGGAAACUACGCAGGUGGUUGCCAUCAUACCCUCCCAGAACCUGCUGGAGCCCAAGUCUUUGGCAGGUGUCAGCUCUAUGGGCCCAGUGAUGAUGGUCUCUGUAGGAGCCAGUGUAGAACAAAGUGCCAAACCUUCAUAUAAAAUGUCUGUGAAGACAUACACCAGGAGAGGUCGGGGGAGGUGUCUGAAUUCUGGAUGUUCAUUUGUGUAUGUCACCCGCCACAAGCCACCAACGUGCCCAGAGUGUGGGAGCCGCUUGGGUGGAAAAUGGAUACCUGCUGCAAAGAAGACACAAGAGAAAGAAGCAGCAUCAAAGAAAUUUCUGCUGAAAGCUGAAACCAAGCCUAAUGAAAGCUGCCAACCCACACAGCUCCCUGCUCAGGAGGGGAGUGCUGAUGUCAGUAAGACAAACACCACUGGGAGCAAAAAAGAAGGCAGAGUUCAGUGCUCUUCCAGAAAGCAGCAUGCAGUUCCAGCUGGAAAGCCACCAGAGGGCAGCAGCACCAAGCCACAGGAACAAACGAGACAACUGAAAGACAGUCCUGCCACAGUCCAAGGUCAAGACAGAAGCAAUGCCACUGUUCAAAAGAGGCCUGUGAGACCCAUCCUCCCCGCUUAUUAUAGCACAGGCCAUGCCUUGUUUCAGAUCAUAACUGUCCCAUCUGACAAGGGAAAAUUUCAGACUGUAAACAACAACAAAUCAUUGACUGUGCCCCGAGAAGGUUUCUCAGGUCUCAAACCCAGCACUUUGAAGCAGCUCGGUCAGACGGUCACAACAACCACAGCAAAGCAGGAUUCUCCUGUCUCAGCAGAUGGAAACCAGCCUGUGUCUUCACUGACUGAUAGGAGAGUGAAUAUCCUGUCAGUCGUGCCUUUCAAACAGCACACUGUCUCUAACUUUGACUUGGGACUGUCCACAGCACGAGGCAGGGGUCGCUGUAAGAAUCCAUCCUGUGACUAUAUGUAUAAGAACAGACACAAACCUGCAGUGUGCCCUAAAUGUGGUUGUGAGCUGACCCAGAAGAACACCAAGGGAGCAAAGACUGGGACUCUGCUGGAUCCAUACCAAACCCUGAGUCCUGCUCAGAAGGACAUCCAGCGGCAAAAUACGCUGCAGCUACUGCGCCGUUCGCUGCAGAUUCCUGAAAGUGAGACUGAGCUUCAGGAAAUAUUAAACCUCAUCCAGGAGCUCAACAGUCUCCAGAUCAUCUUGGUUCAACCAGGUGACCAGGAGCAUGAAGACAGCGUAGGGACGGAGACGCUGGUUGAGUCUGGUUGGCCUCAGUUCUAUGAAUCAGCUGCUACUCACUGUGGCCUGUGUAAUUACCCUCUCUUCAAAGGAGGUCAGAGUACUGUUGCAGGACAGGAGGACUGCUGGCUGCUUACUGAGACACUGAUCCAGACAGCUUCUCUCCAGCUCAAGGUGUGUCUCAACGUUCAGUGUCUGGCUCUGCACAGCUUCACUGAUCUGCAUCCAGGUUUGUUCAACAUUGGGAACAGACUGCUGGUGAGUAUUGACCUGUUCCUGAAGAUCAGGGCGAACAUCAAACUGGGCCAGGCUCCCUCUCAUGCACACAGGACUAUACUGGACCACAUCCCCAAUCACCCUGUCCAUGCACUGAGUCCAGAGGAGUUAUCUCAAAUUCAAGAGCUUCUUCUGAGUGGCUACUGGGCCUUUGAGUGUCUGACAGUGCGAGAUUACAACGAUAUGAUCUGCGGCAUUUGUGGUGUUGCUCCCAAGAUGGAGAUUGCACAACGAUACACAAACAACGUGCUGGAGCUCAAGAAUGUAGAGUUUACCUGGCCUGAGUUUUCGGUCUCAGAUGAGGUACACGUGGAUGACUUCUGGUUGACCAUGGAGAGUGAGGCUAUCGAGCAGGCAGCUUUCCCCGCCGACAUCCCUAUCACACGCGUGGAUGCUUCCAUCAUCGCUCCCUUCAUCCCCCCUCUGAUGAGGAGUCCCACUGUUAUCAACACAGAGAAGGACAAGGCCUUGUCUCACAAACAGCAGCCCUCAGGAGAUCCAUCAGUUUUGGUGCGUCUCAUUCAUGAUGGUCAGCUGAGACUCGACAAGAUUGAGGAUCACACUGAGGACGAGCUGAGAACGAUACUGGACGGCUGCGGGGCGAGCAUCACCCCAGGCUCCACUAAGAAUGAGCUUCUGGCUUCUCUGAUCUCCUUGUACACACUUGUUCAAAGCGGCCUCUCCACCGCCCCACAGCCCCCUCCACACCUCACGGCUGGCAAGCUGUCCAAGGUCUGCCCCCACAAGGUGGUGUGCGGCUCUAAGUACUUGGUGAGAGGAGAGACGGCUCGAGAUCACGUUGACCUGCUGCUGUCCUCUCGCUACUGGCCCCCAGUUUAUGUUAGUGACUGUGCCCGUCAGGUGGCGCUCUGUGCAGACAUGCAGUACCCAGAGCUGGCAACCCAGAUGUGGGGCAGGAACCAAGGUUGCUUCUGUGACCCCUUUGAAAAGCCAGAGUUUGUGUCAUGUGCUGAGCUACAAGACCAGGCGUACAGCGCUGACCUUUCCUCGGUAGCAGAGAACCAGCAGGUCCACCCCAUCACCAAAUCUUCUUCCUGCUGGCUGGUUCACCCCCCUGGAGCGGAGCAGCCCCCGGAGCUUCCUGCUCCAGAGCACCACUCAAUGUCCCUCUGCAGAGACCUGGAGCCCUAUGUCAGCCUGGUGGCUGAGCUGGAGAAAGAGAAGGAAGAGGAGGAUGACAAGAGGGCAGAACAGAAAGAAGAAACAGAUGGAGCUGAGAAAGACUCCACAGAGAAAUCAGAAGACUGUUCCUCUGUGAGACGUGCACGGUUGCAACCUGCUGUUUUCAGCAACACAGCUUAUUACUAUUUGUACAACCGUCUGGUAGAUUUCCUCACCAGCAGGGACAUCGUGAGCCAGCAGAUCAACCAAGUGGUGAAAGCCUGCCAGCCUGGUGAGGUGGUGAUCAGGGAUGCUCUGUACCGUUUGGGAGUUGCUCAGAUCAACACGGAGAAAGAGGAGGAAGAAGGAAGUGGAAUUGAGGUACAGACACAAGAGGGAGGGACAGAGACAUAUGAGGUUGUCCUGGCUGAAUAAAAAUGUUGAGGAUGGACAGCUGGAGGAAUCAACAGGCAGCCAGAGGGAUUGACUGAAUGUAUAGAUGGCAGCAUGCAAAGAGAUGAGUGCAUAAAAUUAGAGAGACAGCCAUGAGGGAAAAGGAGGUACCAUAAGGAGACAAGUGCUACCAGAAGGGUCCAAGAGUUUGAAAAGCGAUACAGUGCUAACCCCAAAAACGUCUGAGAGAGCAGAGAGUACCAGAGAGUAAUUUACUGUCAGCAAAGGAAUAACCUGUGCAACAGCACACUUUAGAAAAAGUUAUACACUGCUGACUAGUUUCACCCAUGUGAGGAAAUAGGCUGAAUAUGGAUAAAGUGGGUUGAAUCUUUCAGAAGCGGACCUUAUUUUUGAUGUUGAGAUGACUGCAGAGUGUUCAGCGGUGUUUACUGGGAAGAUACUAACGAAGACAUACAAUUUCAGAUUACAGGUUACAAAGAUAUUUUACAACCAUCUUUAACGAGAUGUGAGAAUAAGUAUAAGUCAAUGUGGUGGAGGCUGAAUGUAAAAAAUGAUCAUUUCAGAUAACUAAAAGAACAGUCGUGUGUUUUUUUUUUUUUUUUUGUUUGUUUUUUGUUUUUUAACCAAUAUGGUGCCAAGAGUUGAAAGAAGUGAAACUGUAUAUGAAGGUGACAUAAACUUGAGUCCUAAAUCUACAUCAAUGCUUUCUGAUGACUGAAAGAAUGUAAACAGGAUGUUAAUAACUCAGCUACUUCAAGCCUAAGUGUAAAUAUUUAACCAUAAAUAGUAUGGUGUAUUUAUUGCCCUUUUAUGUCCAGAGACAUUUCUGCUUUGUGUUUUACACUCUUACCUCUCACCUGCCACGUGUUGCCUUUGGACCGAUGUUUGCUUUUGAAAAGUGAUGAUCAAAUAUGUGUCUGUCCAUUGUCCUGUAUCAAAAUGUGACAAUGGACCUUGUGGCCUUUUGCUUUAUUUUGGAUCAUUCUAUCAUCUAAGUGUAGAUCCAUUCAAGGACGCGUUCAGUCAGCUGUCUUGACUCAUGUCAACCAAUCAGCAGUCAGCCAUUUAGAAUAAACUGGAGAUAUGUAGUAUCUCCAGGUUAGUAUUAGUAUUAAUCUGAUUACUGUUUUUUGUUGGGAUUUGUCACUAAUGGUUUGCAAUGCACUAACAAGGCUUUCUUUGAGCAAUGAGGCUGAGUAGGCAGUUGUAUUGAAAAUUUGUUUAAAUUACUGAAGCUUCAAGUGUUCAAUAGGGACACCUGUGGAUCAAAAGAAGUUACAGCAGCCAAGCUUUGUGUAGAUAAAGAAAAUAUCGAAAUAGCUGGACCAGUGAAGUCUUGUAAAAUAAACUGCUGAUGCAAUAAAUAAAU
Molecule: messenger RNA, 5391 nt
Organism: Xiphias gladius (swordfish)
Lineage: Eukaryota; Metazoa; Chordata; Actinopteri; Istiophoriformes; Xiphiidae
Gene: hmgxb3
Product: HMG box domain containing 3
Exons: 21
Coding region: 183-4043 (1286 amino acids)
Source: RefSeq, a predicted model, not a curated record